AUGUCGACGUACAGAGAGGCAAAGCAGAUAUUCAAAGAUUUGAAUAUGAAUUUACGUGAAUUUCUUUCAAAUGACAAGGAUUUUCUGCAGCAAAUUCCACAAAAGGACAAGGCAUCAAAUACGUUAAACAACCUCACUUCUAUCACAAAUAUAACUAUACUCUCGGACUCAGAAAUCGCCCUCAAUUGGAUACGGUCUAACGAGGCACACAAUUCAGCAGGGGUGUUGGUGAAAAACCGCAUGAAGGAAAUACGCCGAAUAGUGGAAAAUAUACCAACACCUGUACAAUUUGGAUACAUAGGCACUGAUCAAAACGCCGCUGAUUGCGCCACAAGAGGACUAAACAAAAUCGAACUAAAAGACCACAUAUGGUGGAAAGGACCAGCAUUCAUUAGGGAACCACACUCACAAAAUGAUCAACGCCUUUUUACGUUAGAGCAAAAACGUAUACAAAAGGCACAGGUAUCCACAACUACAACAAUAGCCACUACACCCGUCGAAGAAUUGCUGGGCUGGAAGCGAUUCAAUAGACUUGGAAGAGCAAAAAGAACGAUCACAUAUGUCCUCAGAUUCAUCAGCAGAUCCGGCUCCAAGCUACCGAAGAAACUGCGCAGCCGAAUAUACAAGAACAUCCCGGAGCUCCAGGCAAUGUCAACAGAAACAUACGUUACGGCCAUAGAGCAAGAAGCAGCCUUACGAGUUUUGAUACGAAACCACCAAACAGUUUACCUUUCUUCACAAUCGAUGAAAGAUUACAAGCAUUUGAAACCAUAUCAGGAUGAAUGGGGACUCAUUCGGUGCAAAGGCAGAUUAAAUAAAGCAGACCUGCCACGUGAAACUCAGCAACCUAUUCUAAUCUGCUCAAAAACAGCACUAGCAGAAUUAAUAGUUGUUGAGGCACAUCUCCCAUUCCAUAAUGCAACAAGCCAUACCAUAGCCAAGGCACGUGAAAGAUUCUGGAUGACAAGCAUAAGGCAAAUUGCUAAGAAAGUCAUAAGACGAUGCCUACCUUGUCAAAAGAUGAACAGUCUCCCUUACAAUUAUCCGUCGAUGGACGACCUGCCGGAAAGAAAAGUGAGAAGAUCGCGACCGUUCGAGCAUGUAGGUGUGGACUAUUUCGGACCACUAACAGCGAAGAAUAGUGAGGGAACGACAAAUGUCUACGGCAUCAUCAUAACAUGUGCGACAACCAGACUACUUCAUUUAGAACUCGUAAAGAACGUGACGACGAAUGACUUCCUGCUAGCUUUAAGGCGAUUUUUCGCUAGACGAGGAGUGCCCAAAACUAUCACAUCUGAUAAUGCAUCUAAUUUCCUACUGAGCGAGCAAAUUCUGCAAGACACAGUUCUUCCCGUUAGUAAAGACUCGUCACUAGCAAGUACAAUGGCAACGAGAGGAGUAACAUGGAGGACAAUUACGCCGUAUGCUCCGUGGCAGGGAGGAUUUUACGAGCGUCUCAUAAAGUCAGUUAAGUACUCUCUAUACAAAGUAUUGCAAAAGACGAUCCCAACAACGGAAGAAUUGGAAACACUGUUGGUAGAAAUAGAGGGAAAUCUUAACAGUCGACCCCUCACAUACCAAGAAGAAGGCCCCGACAACUUCGUUGCCUUGCGACCAAUAGACUUUAUCCAGCGUGACAUGAUAAUAACAUAUCCAUUUGAAUUCAGCAGAGAAGAGGAAGGUGAUAAAACGUAUCUUCCACAUCAAGAAGCAGUAUUACUACGCACGCGAAAGGAAGUGCAGGAUGCCCUCGCAUCAAGUCAUGAAAUGACAGAACAUUACUGGAACGUCUGGAGCCGUGAAUACUUGAAAGGUCUCCGAGAAACUCACAAACUCAAUAUAAAUAACAAACGAGGCACUCGAACGAACCCAACCAUAGGGACGGUUGUACUAAUUCAAGAUCCAGCUUUGCCACGAAACGCGUGGAGAACGGCGCGCAUAAUCGAUUUGAAGCAAACAGAAACGGGUACAAUCCGAGAAGCACAACUCAAGCUACAGAGCGGACGUAUCAUAAGAAGACCAAUUAACUUACUAAUUCCGCUUGAGCUGGAAGACAGUCCGGCAGAGAAACGGUCCGGCACAAAUGAUGAAACGGAGUCGCCG
Angiostrongylus costaricensis is the source of this 2103-nucleotide messenger RNA. Lineage: Eukaryota; Metazoa; Nematoda; Chromadorea; Rhabditida; Metastrongylidae. The record is from the annotation of a GenBank genome assembly.